This is a messenger RNA of Lodderomyces pseudojiufengensis, 9198 nucleotides long. It is a transcript of the gene VPS13, whose product is annotated as membrane morphogenesis protein. The transcript has a single exon. Bases 1 to 9198 code for a protein of 3065 amino acids. Gene Ontology annotation, biological process: mitochondrion organization; protein targeting to vacuole; protein retention in Golgi apparatus. NCBI's taxonomy places the organism in Eukaryota, Fungi, Ascomycota, Pichiomycetes, Serinales, Debaryomycetaceae. The record is from RefSeq and is a predicted model, not a curated record. Gene Ontology annotation, cellular component: extrinsic component of membrane.
AUGUUUGAGUCACUUGUUGCAAAUCUUUUGAAUAGGUUUUUGGGUUCUUAUCUAGAAAAUUUUGAUACAAAACAAUUAAACAUUGGAAUAUGGAGUGGUGAUGUGAAGUUGACAAAUUUAAGAUUGAAAAAGGAAAGUUUGGAUAAAUUGAAAUUACCUGUUAAUGUUACAUUUGGCCAUUUGGGUGUUUUGACGUUGCAAAUACCGUGGUCUAAUUUGAAAGGCAAACCUGUUCGAAUAAUAAUAGAGGAUUUAUAUUUAUUGGCAACGCCUGCAGAUCUAUCCAACUAUGAUGCGGAGGACGAUGAAAAAAGACAGGAAGCAGUAAAACAAGAUAAACUAAAGCAAUUGGAAACCUUUUUGGAAGCACAAAGUGAAGAAUUGGGAAAAGAUUUAGUUGAUAGUACCUUCGCAGAAUCAUUAAUUACCAAAAUCGUUGAUAAUUUACAAGUCACAAUAAAGAAUAUACAUCUAAAAUAUGAAGAUGAUUCUGUUUUGACGGAAAAUCCUUAUUCACUUGGAGCAACAUUGGGAGAGUUAUCAGCAGUUUCCACCGAUGAAAAUUGGCACCCAUCAUUUAUAGCCAUAACGCAAGUAUUUGCAAGAAAAUUGUUGACUUUAGAUAAAUUUGCCUGUUACAUGAAUACGAGAGAGCCACAAUUACUUUCUGAUUUGGAUAGAAAUGUGAUACUUGAAAAAUUUCAAUCAAAUACUGUUGAGGAAGAAUAUCUAAUGAAACCUAUUACGGGUAAUGGUAGAAUAACCAUACACAAAGCUGGUGCAACAAAGAAUCAACCACAUUUAGAAUCAGACUUAUCAUUCGAAGAAUUUGGUUUAGAGCUUAACGCUCAACAAUACGAGGAUAUACUUUGGACUGCCUCAAAGUUUCAUUGGUAUAUGAAAACAGCAAAAUUUAGAAAAUUAAGGCCAAAAGUGUCACCCAGCGAAGACCCUAAGGCAUGGUUCAAAUAUUCUGCUGAAUGUGUCUUGAAUGAAAUUCAUGAAAAACAUUAUAAGUGGAGUUGGGAAUACUUCCAGAAAAGAAGAGAUCAAAGAAUUGCAUAUUUGAAGUUAUGGAAACUAAAAUUGGAUAGAACAAUAAGUCCCGAGGAAGAAAAGGAAUUGCAGCAGUUGGAGUGGGAUUUAUCCUUUGAUGAUAUCAAAUUAUAUAGAUCAUUAGCAAGAAAUGAAUUAAAAAGGCUGGGAAAAAUUGUUCGAUUAUUCGAUACAGAAGCAGCAGAUCAAAAUGAAAAGAAAAAUGCUGGUUGGUUCUCAGGAUGGUGGGGUGGUGGGAACAAGCAGUCAGAAGAAAAAAAGAAAGACACCCUUGAAGCAGAUGGUGAACAUACUGCGGUUUCUUUAAAUGAUGAUCAGAGAAAGUCACUUUAUGAUACUAUUGAUUACGAUGCUAAAGCACAAGCAUCUGAUAUUGAUCUUCCAAAUGAUUGUGUAAAGAACAAAAUUUCUGCUGUUUUAAAUAAAGGUGGAUUGGUUAUCAAAAAGGAUUAUUUGACCAGUUUGGCAGAGAUUGCAUUCGAAGGCUGCGAAGCUAAAUUUUUCCAAAGACCUGAAUCAUUCUUGGCUUCAUUUCAGAUGUCAGAAUUCAAAGUAGAAGAUGGAACUAAUUCUAGCAUAUACAAACAUCUUAUUAGUGUCAAAGAAGCAUCAAACGAUGACACUGCCAAAUCACACGAUCCAUUCUUUCAAGUGCUGUAUGAACAAAAUCCCCUUGAUGGCAGAGCUGACUCAGAAUUAUUAGGAAGAUUAAAAUCAAUGACGAUAUUUUAUAAUCCAAAAUUUGUUGAAAAUUUGAUUCAAUUUUUUACACCUCCAAAAAUUCAUCUAGAUACAGUUGGUGCAAUCAUGAAUGCUGCUGAAUCGACUGUUGAAGGAUUAACAUCUCAAACAAGAAUGGGUCUAGAGUAUGCGUUGGAAGAGCACAAAACAAUUAACGUCAAGUUAGAUUUACAAGCCCCAUUAGUAAUAUUGCCCUUGGAUCCUUCGAGUUAUAAAUCGCCUGUAGCGAUAUUGGAUGCUGGUCAUGUAAGUGUAGUAAGUGAUUUGAUUGAAAAGUCUAAAAUUAAAGAAUAUAAAGACAAAGAAAAAUACACAGACAAAGAUUGGCAGAAUUUGAAGGAAUUGCUAUAUGACCAAUUCAAAUUAAGUUUAAUUGACGCCCAAUUUUUAGUAGGUCAGAAUAUAAAAACUACAAUGGAACAAUUAUAUAAGCCUGAUGUUAAAAGGUCAGCAGUUAUGCUAGAUAAUUUAAAUUUGAAUAUUAAUUUGGGAAUUUCGAUAUUACCUGAUGCCAAAAAUUUACCUAAAAUGAGAUUGGGAGGUGGAGUUCCUAAAAUUAAUAUAGCUAUGAACGAUUUUCAAUACAAAACUAUUAUGAGUAUUCUUGAAGCUGCAAUCCCAAAUACUGGAACUUCAAAUACAGAUGAAUCAAGUGUAUUUGCUACAUAUGGAGAUACGAAUACACAAAAGGAUGGCAUUUCAAUUGAUGAUCAUGUAUCUAGUGAUGAAAAAAGCAACCAAUCUUUGAAGAAAAAGAACGACAUUGAACAAAAGUUAAUAGAAAUAGAAUUCGAGAUAAAUCUGAUAAUUGUGUCCCUUUCCAGAUGCAUAAAUGGGGUUACCUUAGAAGCUGAACCGUUAAUAGAUAUAGUUGGAGAUGGUUUGCUGUUGUCUUUAUUUAAAACUGAGACGGAAUUGCACUUGGAUAUGAGUUUGAUAGACUUUAACAUUGAAGAUUGCUUAGAAAAAUCGGGAGUUGCUAAAUUCAACAACCUUAUAUCUUCCAAUUCAAAUUCAAAAUCUAAAAAAAUUUUACAAAUCAAUUUGAGUAGAUUUCAAAGGUUGGUUGAUUUUAAGGGGUCACAAAUUGAGGUUUUUGAUCAAGACAUUGAUAUGCAAAUAGCAACUGUUGAAAUUGUGAUUACAAGAAAGUCAAUUUUGAGUAUACUAGCAUUUUGUAUGAAUACUUUCACAGAUCCAAACGCUCAAACAACACCUGCUGAUGAAUUGAGCCACAACGAUGCAAAUGAAGAAGCGGCUCCUCAGAAGAUUAAUAUGAAAUUGGGAUUGGACAGUAUCAUUAUAGCAUUGAAUGAGGACGGAAGAAAGUUAGCAACAUUUGAAUUGAGUUUAGCUCAAAUUAAGUUGUUCUUGCUACCUGAAAGUAUCGAUGUAACUGGUAAGAUUGGAGCUUUAUCUUUAGUUGACAAUUACAAUUCUGGUGCUACUAAAUUAAUUCAUAUGGACGGAAAUAAUUUGGCUGAAUUUAACUAUAAGACUUUUGACAUUCAUGGAAUUAGGCCAGCGGAAGUUGCUUUUAAAACAAAUUCUUUGUCUAUUAACUUCAUUGAAAGUAGUUUCAAUAGGCUCAUAUCAUAUAGUACUCAGUUUAUGCAAAUGAAAGCAAUUUACGACAGCACCAGAGAAGCUGCAAUGAAUCAAGCUACACAACUUCCUACCAAAAUCAAAUUUGAUGUAGUUGUGCAAGCACCAAAUAUUACUUUUCCCUUUGGAUUGACUGGUGAUAAAAUUGUAGUUGAUCUAGGUGAGCUAUACGCUCAAAACGUAUUUAAAGGAGAUGUAAAUACAAUUGAAGCUGGGGUAAGAAAUAUAAAUUUACAGUCAGAGUUAAAAUUUGAUAAAGUGCAACAGAAUGCUACAAUUGUGGAUGAUUUGGAUAUCACCUUUAACGUUGAUUGGUGCGAAAUUUUCAAAAAUGGAGUUCCAACUUUUGAUAUCAUUGGUAAAAUACCCCAAUUAAAUAUAAAUUUAACGGAAUUACAAUUAAAAUUGAUUACUCAAUUAUUCACACUGAUAAGUGAAACAUUUGGUUCGGAAAAUUCAUCAACAAAUUUUGAGGAGAUUGAAGAAGAAGCUAAUUAUGCGAACGAAGUACUAAAACAUAAUACAAAAAUUGUGCAAGGUAACCGCAAUGAUGAUGCCCAAACUGCAAUAGCUGAGAAUUCUUCAGACAAAGAAGAAAUUCCAAAAGAUCAUAAAAUGGCUAAUUUCAAAUUUUCAGUGCCUCAAAUUUCUUUAACGCUUUAUAAUGACACCGAUGGUAUUGAAAAUAUUACGAGUCAAAAAUUCUCCACAUUUUCAUUGAAUGACUUUGAUAUAGUUUUUGAUUUAGCUCAGGAUCAACUGUUUAAUUCAAAAUUUGCCAUUAAAUCAUUUGUGGUUGAAGACGUUAGAGAAAAGACACAAAAUAAGUUUCCUGUAUUGAUCCCAGCUGCAAAAGAUGUUGAGAAUCAGUUUGUUUUACAGUUAAUCUCGGAUGGUUCAGAUACUAAUAAAUCCAUUACAACAAUCUUAACCGUUCAAAAACCAAAGGUCAUCUUGGCUUUAGAUUAUUUAUUCAAUUUGCAGGAUUUUUUUAUCAAGUCAAAACCUUCAUCUCAAAGACCUGAAUUACAACCAAGACAAUCACGAAAAUCUAUCACACUGUUUCCAGGUAAUAGAGCACAUAAUGAGGAAGAAGUUUCAACAACUGCUGCAAAAUUAGGAUUAUCAAUAAAUAUUACAAAUCCAUCAAUUUUUCUUCUAGCGGAUGAAACAAGAGCUGAUACGGAAGCGAUUGCUUUCAAAGUUGAACAAAUUUUAAUCACGAAGCAGAAUAUACUAUCUAUAGCUACAAGCAAAAUUGGAUUAUACUUGGCAAGAAUGGAUGAUCCAAAAAAUGCAAUUUACAGAAUAAUUGAUGAUUUUACAAUUUCGUUUGCAUAUGACAAUCGUAAAACUACUGCGACAAAAUUUUUGGACAAUAUUCAAGCAUCGAUUGAACCAUUAGUAAUAAGAGUAUCUGUGAGAGAUAUAAGACUCGGUUUAUCAAUUAUCAACAAAGCUAACGAUUUGCUAGCAAAGAAUAAACAGCUGAAUCCCCAGUCGGAGAAAAGUGAUCAGCUGUCAACUUUGUCACAUACUCCUAGUGUAAUUUCAAAUGCAUUAGUUACUUCUUCUCAAAACAAUGAAUCACAAAAGCUGCUAGAACUGGAAGACAAUGUCCCAACUGUAAGAGGUGAAGAAGCAACAAUUAACUUUGGAGGUCUUAGAUUUGUAUUAAUUGGUGAUGUAUCUGAAUUACCGGUCAUUGAUGCUAAUUUGAAACCUUUUGAAUUUCAUGCCAUCAAUUGGUCGACCGAUCUUACUGCUGAAAUUCAUCUUGAAAGCUUUUUGAAUAUUUACAACUAUGCUAAAUCAACAUGGGAACCAAUGAUUGAACCAUGGCCAGUAGCUAUAUAUGCAUCACAAAAGCAAGGACCAGAUCUGAAAUUACUUAUUGAAGUUGUAUCUAGACAUCUUGCGGAAGUUACAAUUACAUCAAGAUCAGUAGCAUUAUUAUCUCAAAUGCAAUAUCUUUUAAGUACUGAAGAGCAAUUGAAACCAAGAGGACAAGAUUAUCCAUUUGUUAUUAUUAACGAUACUGGAAUUGAUUUAAAUAUUUGGUCAGACGGAAAAAAGCAAGCCACCAAGACUACACUUAAUUACGGAGAGUCUAAACCAUGGACAUUUGAAGAUUGGAGAAAAAUUCGUGAAAAUUUGGAUGCCGAUACAUCUAGUACAUUAGGAAUAUCUUUCAAAGAUGAUGCAUAUGAAAGUAUUAGUCAAUUAUCCGCUGCCAGUGUUGGGGAAGAAUUAUUUGCUUUGGAGCCUUCAAUCGAUGGUGUUCAUAACAGAUUAUGUGUCAGCAUUACUCUUGCGGAGGACAAUGUCAAAAUAAUUACUUUAAGGUCGACAGUUUUAAUUGAAAAUGAUGCUGAUGUUCCUAUAGACAUUGAGAUAUUCGAUCAAAACAAAACAAAGCAAUUAUUAAUAAAGUCGAAGCAAAAUCUUGCUAUUCCAAUUGAUUUUGUUUACAAUGGUAAGUUAAGAAUGAAACCACAUUUACAUACUUCGUUUAAUUGGUCAGAAGAAUGUAUCAACUGGAAAGAAGUUAUGAAAGGAAAUUCUGAUAUUGCGUUCAAAUGUCCAGCAACCAAGAGAGGAGAUACUUCAGUUUAUUAUUUUCAAACCGAAGCUUCAUAUGAUAAGCAAGAACCUUUGGCACAAGUAUAUCCUCAUAUGAAAUUCAUCAUAUCUGCACCAUUGGAAAUUGAAAAUUUAUUACCUUAUGAUUUUUCUUACAGAUUAUACGAUAAAAACUCAAGAAGAGAAUGGACUGGAGAAGUGAAAAAAGGUAUCAAAAGUUAUGUUCAUGUUGCAAGUUUGAAAAACCUUUUAUUAUUAAGUAUUGAACCGUUACAUUGUGAAUAUGGAAAAUCAGAAUUUGCAAUAAUUAAUUGUCCAAAGCAGAAUGAAUUCAGAAGAGAGAACAUUCUUUCAUUAAGAGGUGAUAACAAGUUGAAAUUGAAUAUACACUAUCCGAAGAAGCAAGCGGACAGUACCAGUUUGAAAGUGAUUAUCUAUAGUCCUUAUGUCAUUCUCAAUAGAUCAAAUUUAAAUAUUUUUGCCAAUGAACGUGGCAACGUUUUUGAAUCAUUAGGUAAAUCGAUAGUAUCAGAUCCCAUUAAUCCUACCAUGUUUUCAUUUGAUAAAAACGGUGAUAAAAGAAAUAGAGCAACUAUUAAAAGUGAUGAUACGGUAUGGUCUCGUCCAAUGAGCUUUGACACUAUUGGCCAAUCAUCCCACUUAAGUUUGCAGAUGUUGGGAAAACAAAAAGAAAUCAAUUUGGGAGUUACAAUUUCAGAAGGAGAAGGUGCAUAUAAUUUAAUCAAGACUGUCAUUAUAGCUCCAAGAUAUGUAGUGGUUAAUAAACUUGGAGAGGAUCUUUUGAUUGUCGAAGAGGGCGUAUCUAAAGAAUGUCAAGUUGCCCCUAAUAAAUCAAUCCCGUUGUAUGGUAUGCGUUGUUUGGAGAAAAAAAAUCUAAUGUUCAAGUUUAGACACUCAUCAAGAUGGUCACAGCCUUUUAGUAUUGACAAUGUUGGACUCUUAUUCAUCAAAGUUCAAAAACAAAAUGAAGUUCAAGUUCUUUUAAAAGUCACGUUGCUAUUGGAGGAUGCCACAAUGUUUAUACACGUUGAAGAUGGUAAUAAUCAAUGGCCGUAUGCAAUUAAGAAUUAUACGGAUGAAGAAUUUUACAUAUAUCAAGGAAAUCCAAAUAUUAAUGCAAAUGGAGAAUUAGUUAAAACUGAAACACCAUAUAAACCAAUCUAUUAUAAAAUUCCACCAAAAAGUAUUAUGCCUUAUGCGUAUGACUAUCCAAAUGCAAUCUUGAAAGAAUUAAUUGUUAAAUCUCAUGAUCGUGAACGAGCUGUCAAUUUAGCUGAGAUUGGUAAUUUGAAACCAUUUAGAUUGCCAGCGACAGAUGACCAAGGUCAAUGUAUAGUAGAUUUGAAUGUAGCUGCAGAUGGACCAAUUCAAGCUUUAAUCAUCACAAACUAUGAUCCUUCCAAGAGUUUAUAUCAAGUCAAAGGAGGCAAUUCGUCAACUGUCACUGCCUCAACAAGUCAAGAUUAUUUUGUGGAAGCAGACACGGAGGACAACUACCAUGUACAAUUUGUUACCAAAUUUGAAGGUUUAGGUGUGUCUUUAAUUAAUACAAAAGAUAAAGAAAUCUGUUACAUUACUAUGAGAGGUUUAGAAUUUAGGUACAAUGAGUCAAACUUAUUUCAAAACUAUAGUUUGAAGCUAAAAUGGUUGCAAAUUGAUAAUCAAUUAUAUGGAGCAAUUUUCCCAAUUGUCUUAUAUCCAACGGUAAUACCCAAUUCUGGAAAAGAAUUGAAUGAUCAUCCAGCCUUUUCAGCAUCGAUUUGCAAAGUAAAGGAUGACGCUCAUGGUGUUUUGUUUCUUAAAUAUGCAACAGUUUUGCUUCAGGCAUUGACUUUAGAGAUUGAUGAGGACUUUUUAUACGCUUUGAUUGACUUUGCAAAAUUCCCAGGAGCAGCUUGGAAUAAAGAACAAGUGGACAGAUUAUAUGAUGGUAGUCUUGACAUACCAGAGCCAGUUCAAUUAAAUGAAGCAAGUGACAUCUAUUUUGAAGCUUUACAUUUGCAACCCAUAAAGGCAAAUAUAUCAUUUGUUCGAACUGAAAGAAUUGAUGUUGAUGAUAAAACAUCUUCACAAAAUGCAAUAAUGUUCUUUUUAAAUGUUUUAACUAUGGCAAUAGGUAAUAUCAAUGAUGCUCCAAUCAGGUUAAAUGCAUUAUUUAUUGAAAAUAUUAGAGUUCCAACUCCGAUUUUAAUUGAGUCAAUUAGAACACAUUAUAGUCAAGCUUUUUUCUAUCAAAUUUAUAACAUAUUGGGCUCGGCUGAUUUCCUUGGAAAUCCCGUGGGAUUAUUCAAUCUUCUUUCUUCAGGUGUUAUGGAUAUAUUUUAUGAACCAUAUCAAGGUUUUGUUUUAACUGAUCGUCCACAAGAAUUAGGAAUAGGUUUAGCAAAAGGUGGUUUAAGUUUUCUCAAAAAAUCUGUAUUUGGUUUCUCAGAUUCUAUUUCAAAAGUUACUGGUUCAUUAGCUAAAGGGUUAACUGUAGCAACAAUGGAUCCAAAGUUUCAAGAAAGACGUCGAUUACAAACUGGUCGUAGAAAUAAACCAAAUCAUGCAUUAUAUGGAUUCACAGCAGGUGCUAGUUCCUUUUUUGAAUCAAUCGCAUCGGGUGUUGAAGGUGUAGCUAGUGCUCCCAUUGAAGGAGCUGAUGAAGAUGGAGCAGCGGGAUUUUUUAAAGGUCUUGGUAAAGGUUUGAUUGGAUUACCAACAAAAACAGCAAUUGGUGUGUUAGAUUUAGCAUCAAAUGUUAGUGAAGGUAUAAGAAAUACAACAACAGUAUUUGAUGGUGAAGGUUUGGAUAAAGUUAGGUUACCAAGAUAUAUAAAUCCUGAUGGAAUUAUUGAGCCUUAUUCUGAAAGAGAUUCUCAAGGUCAAUAUUGGAUGGUUAAUAUUGAUAAGGGUAGAUUUUGGAAUCAAACAUAUUUAGCUCACUUGAUUUUACCUGGUGAUGAAAUGGCAGUUUUAUUGACUUUUAAAUUUAUUAUUUUGUUCGAUAUAAAGAACUUAAAAUCAAGAUGGUGUAUCAAAUUUGACACAAUUAAAUCGAUAUCAGUUGAACCAACAGGAUUAAGUAUUUAUUUGAAAAACAGACAAGGACCCUUUAUUCCAAUUCCUGAGAGAAAAAAUAGAGAUUAUCUUUAUAAUAAGAUUGCAGUUGCUGUAAAAGAGUAUAACAAAAGUUGUCGUGUAGCUUUAUAA